AGGGGCUGGAGUUUGCUCUAGCUUAUCAGUCCUGCCCCUUCCACCUCAGCGGGCCCCAAAUAUCUCUUCUGUUCAUGGGACAGAGAACUGGGCAGAAAAGGAGGACUGAGGAGCUACCAAGCCUGCCCAACUAUUCUUCUCAAUGAUGCGACUAUAUGGGUACUCUGUUCCAGACAUGCAUGGCCUCAUGCGUGGCCUCAUUGUAAUGUCUGUGCAGCUACUUUGCUGUCACCUGCUGUGUCCUGUGGAUGCCAUUUCAGACAGAGAGCCAACAACUGUCUCCACCAUGCCGCUUUCCUCGGAGCUGGGGUACCAACUGCCCUCCUCAGACCCCUUCUCCUGCCAGGUCCUGCUCCCAGAGUCCCUGCCUGGCUUCACUCACAUGCCCCCUCUCCCCAAGUUCCUGGUAGGCCUGGCUCUGAGGAACGCUCUCGAAGAAGCUGGCUGCCGGGCUGAGGUCUGGGCUCUGCAGCGUAAGCUUUACCGACUGGGCGGUGUGGCGCCUACAGAAGCCCUCAUCCGCCAUCUUCAAGAGCUCCAGAAAGACGGACAUGUGGACUGGAAGGUGUCCGUGGAUGCCCUGUCCUCAGCUCUCCAGCUCCUAGCCUGGGAGCAGCCAGGUCUGAAGAGGGUCCCGCGCUCCCUUUCUCAGCCGGACUGUGAGAACGAGCAGGAACAGAGCGUGCACGACGUGGUUGGGCAGCUGCCUGCAGUGGGGACCUACUACAACCUAGGCACGGCUUUGUAUUACGCCAUUCGGAACUGCCCUGACAAGGCCAAGGAGCGAGGCCAGGAUGGGGCCAUAGAUCUGGGUUAUGACCUUUUGAUGGCCAUGGUGGGUACGUCAGGGGGACCAACUGGUGUGGUAAUCAUUGCUGCUCUUAAACCAGCAAUGAAGGCUGGGGUUCAGCGGCUGAUCCAAUAUUAUUAUGAUGAGAAAGAGGCGAGCACCCCUCAGCCAAAGAGAACACUAGAUGGCACCUCAGACAGCAGUGGCCUGGAAGAAAUGACCAUGGCCACUUUGGUGCCAGUUGAAAGUACAGAUUCUUACCGGGGACAGGCCUUACUCAAGAACUAUGGUGUCUUGGCAUACAAGAAAUAGCAACAGCAUGACCAGUAAACGGAAAAAUUCUGACAAGAGGAGUCUACACGCGUGGGUGGGUGGGUGGGUGAGUGGAUGGGUUUAGGGUAUUGUUAUCACUUGCCAGAAAUUCCCUUCUUGAGUUUCAGUUUUUACAUUUCUAAUGUGGAAAUAGAGAAUUUUCACUUGAACAAGAGGUUAUUGAAAUUAAAAAGUGAUACCAUGAA
Molecule: messenger RNA, 1308 nt
Organism: Meriones unguiculatus (Mongolian gerbil)
Lineage: Eukaryota; Metazoa; Chordata; Mammalia; Rodentia; Muridae
Gene: Apof
Product: apolipoprotein F
Exons: 2
Coding region: 143-1102 (319 amino acids)
Biological process (GO): cholesterol metabolic process
Source: RefSeq, a predicted model, not a curated record